Entrophospora sp. SA101 is the source of this 438-nucleotide messenger RNA. NCBI's taxonomy places the organism in Eukaryota, Fungi, Glomeromycota, Glomeromycetes, Entrophosporales, Entrophosporaceae. The record is from the annotation of a GenBank genome assembly.
AUGUUAGUGUUACUAGGAGACCAUGAACAUUUUGAUUAUAAUAAAGCUAUGCAAAUAUGCCAAAACGAUAUUUUGCUAAACGAUAAGCCAUUGAAAGAUUGGAAGCUUGCAGUUCAUCAAUACCAAGUUUCAAUCCAAAAAUUAAUCACACAACGAGUAGAGCUAACAGAUUAUUGGCCAAAACAAUAUCCAGAAUCUACCACAGGAAUAAAAUUUUUGGUGAUGUAUCUAGGACGGGUUGAUACUCCCGGAAUUGAUACAACUUUAUGGGCAGCAUUUAGUAAGGAAGUAUCAGAUAUUUCCAGUGAAUCAUUCUUGUUCAAUAGGCAGGUAGUUUCAUCACACUUGCCAUCGGCUCAAACCAAAUCUAUUCAACAAGAAGUUGAAGCUUUAGUAGAGCAAAUUGAUAAUUAUGUAGAUGUAGCCUUAAAUUUUUGA